Molecule: messenger RNA, 1299 nt
Organism: Dioszegia hungarica
Lineage: Eukaryota; Fungi; Basidiomycota; Tremellomycetes; Tremellales; Bulleribasidiaceae
Exons: 6
Coding region: 1-1299 (432 amino acids)
Molecular function (GO): peroxidase activity
Source: RefSeq, a predicted model, not a curated record
AUGCUCCCUCACCUCAUCCUCACAGCAGUAUCGCUGCUCAAUAUCGCUCAUGCUUUCCCGUGGAUGCACCCCGAGUACCGCGGCGAGAAACCCAACGACUUCGGUAAGCGCAACGUGACCGAGGAGAAGCGGCUCUUGGGUCUGCUCGACGUUCCUGCCGCUCUCACGGCUACGGGCGGGCUCCUGGACGGUCUCGUCGGCGGUGUAGCCAAGAACAUCCAAGGUAGCACCCGAGUACCCGAUGCUGCGCAUCCCUUCCAAGCGCCUGGUCCGACCGACCAGCGCGGUCCUUGCCCUGGUCUGAACGCCUUGGCGAACCAUGGAUACCUCCCUCGCAACGGGAUCGUAACAUCCGGCGAGGUGAUCAGCGCUGUCGGGACCGGUUUCAACAUGGGCGCCGACCUCGCCACCCUCCUCAUCUUCAUCGCUGUCGCUUUCGGCGGUAACCUCGAGACCCUCACCUUCUCUCUUGGAGGCGAGGACGACCGUACCUACAGUGCUAGUGGGAUCGGUUCCAAGGCCGCGGGUCGCCAAUUCGGUCUGGACGGUCACUCGCGGUGCGAGGGUGAUAUCUCGGCUCUUCGGCGCGAUUUCUUCACCAACAACGGUGACAACCACAAUGCCCACCCGGACCGAUUCAAGCGCCUCAUCCAGCUCGCCAAGGAGAAUGGCGGAGAGUUCACCGUCGAGGCUCUCAACAAGUUUUACGCCCAGAACGCCGCCGAUUCUAUCGCCAACAACCCCAAGCUCUUCUUCAACUCGUACACCAUCGUCGUCAUUCUCGGCGAGUACCCCUUCAUCCCCAACUUCUUCUCCAACGGUACCUACGGCGCGGGCGGCGUGGCCAACUACGAGUCUAUCUCUAGCCUCCUCGGCAUGAGUACCGCUGCAGACGGUACCAUCUGCUAUGUCCCUGAACGGUUCCCCGAGAACUGGUACCGCCGAGCGACCCCCUACGGUGUCGCCGAGCUGAUCGCCGGUCUCGCUCCUACCUACCUCACCGGACCUUCCCUUACACUGCCCAACCCCCUCGGCGUCCUCCAGAACCCCGCUCAGGCAUCUCAGAUCGGUUGUGCCGUCUACCAGGGUCUCACUGGUGGUAUUCCCGCCUCUCUCCUUGGAUCGACCAAUGACUAUGCGUCUCGAGCCACCGAGCUGUUGAGGAAGAACUUGCUGCCUAUCCUUCCUCCUCUCUACGGUUGUGAUCCCGACCAGAACACCCUUCAGGAGACCUCAGCAGGCGGUGGACAGUACAGCACCUCGUCUGGUAGCACCAACACCUACAACAUCUGCGCCUGA